AAUGGUCCAGGCCAGAAAAAAGGCAAGAAAAAGCCACAUCCUUCCUCGCAGUCUCGGCUGCGCUUCGUAGCCCUGAAAGGAAAGACGGCGCUGAAGGUCUUCUCCUCUUCCUUUUGCAUCUACAUGAUGCGCAACUUCGUACUGCAUUGCGGCUUCUCGGCGCUGCAGGUUUCUGCGCGGUUUCCCCGUUUGGUCUUGCAUCAAACGCUUUUGGGCCGAGCCGGCCCGGGGUCAUUCCUGCUACCUAGAUUCGUUCGCGCCCGGGAUGCUGUCAGGAACCUCCUGGUGCUGUGCUUAGAGCCCUUGGAUGGAGCGCCCAGAUUCAAGUGAUCCCGAGCGAGGGCGCGGUUCCCAAAAGUUGCUCGGCCGGCAUCUUUAGGGGCGAGGCAGGAGCUCCGCUUGUAGGAGGGAUAACCAUGAGAUGAAGAGUCGAAACGCUGCCGUCAGAAUCAGUGGAAAAUGACGCCUCGUUCUCAGAAUGGAGAAGAAGCGCUUGAUAGGUGCAAAGGCCCAGGGAACCCUCCCCACGCUGGCCCUUGGCAUCUUUGAGGUCCGGUGAAUUAGUUUGAUCGGGGGGCGGGGGCGAGGGUGAAGGGCUUUUUUUCUCAGGCCAGUCUUUCAUGGCUCCGUUUCCUGUUCCUGGAAGACACUUUCACUCUGUGGAAAUGGAAGGUCUUAUUUAUGUUGUAUGCUUACGAUUUUGUCUGUUGGAAUUGCCUUGAAUGAGUUUUUGCCUAGAAAUACUUUAAACCGGAAUGAAAGGGCAUCCUAGUUGGGGACUAUGGGAGUUCAUAUCCAAUACAUCUGAAAGGCAAACAGCAUGAUCCGCUUCUGAGUUUAAAUAUACCUUUUUUUUUUGCAGUGGCUUCCUUGACUAAUUCGUGGAAUGUGGACAAUCUUUAGGAUAUGGAAAUAGGUUGAUGCCUAUUGCAACAAUAACAGCUAUUUAACAAUUGUCUGCAUCCAGGGCCAAUAUUAAGAAGCUGUUUUUCUAUCACAUUGCUUUUUUAGUUUUAAACAGGAAAGAACUAAUAUGAAUUCAUAUUCUGAUGGGAAAGACAAUAUGACCUGGGUCAUGGAAUUACUGAACAAUAUCAAUAUGUCUCCAUAUAAUAUCAUAAACAGUUUCAUGGAUUACUCAGCAUACUUUUUCUGGGUUUCAGUACUGUUCCUACUUCUCUUUUCUCCUGUUUUAAUAAUUCUUGGUUUUAUUUAUCUUUCUAAUUUUCUCUUGCAUAUUUACAAGAGAAAAGUUAACUUAAAGGAAGAUUAUCUCAGUCAAUCAUGGGACAAUGGACGGAGGACUGUGGCUCACCUUUGGGACAUGUAUGGUACACUGUGGCAUGGUUAUGAGAUACAUGGGAUGGAUAAAAUACCAGAAGGACCAGGGCUUAUCGUAUUUUACCAUGGAGCCUUUCCUCUAGACUAUUUCUACUUUGUAUCUAGGUUAUAUUUAAGAACAGGCAGAUUUUGCUGCACAGUGGUUGAUUACAAUUUUUCCAAAAUACCAGGUAUAAAACUGUUUUAUAAUGUGGAAGGCCUUACACAUAAUGGAAGGUCAGAAUGUACUAAAAUUCUGAAAAUGGGAUACUUAUUGGGAGUUUUACCAGGUGGAACCCGAGAAGCACUGUUUAGUGAUGAGAACUAUGGCUUACUAUGGGGUAGCCGGAGAGGCUUUGCUCAUGUGGCUAGAGAUGCAAAAGUGCCUGUCAUUCCUGUAUUUACAAAAAAUCUACGAGAAGGAUACAGAACACUUGGGAAAAUAUGGCCAUUCAAAUGGUUGUAUGAACGUACCCGAUGGCCAAUUGUUCCUAUAUAUGGUGGAUUUCCUGUGAAAUUUUGCACAUACAUAGGAGAUCCCAUUUCUUACGAUCCAAAUAUAUCAGCUGAAGAAUUAGCUGAAAAGACCAAUAAUGCAAUAAAAGAUCUCAGAGAUAAAUACCAAGAAAUACCAGGUAACAUACAAAGAGCACUAUUGGAACGGUUUGAAAAACUCCCGGAGAAAUGAUGCCAGUCUGUGAAAAUGUAGAUCUCCAUUUUCCCCCACUAAGAAAUAUAUUGUGCUAGUGAUUUGAGGUUUUUAGAAAAAAAUAGUUCAUUUCAGUCACUAAAUUUUAAUAUAUGUGUAUUAAAUAUGUACAUGUAAUAUCUAUUUGUUGCUUGUUUGCAAUUUUAGAUUUGUUGAUUUAUUGUGUAUAUUUCAUAUAUAGAAAAGCGAUAUGGGUUUUGUGAUCUGAACUUCUUCAAAUAAAUAUCUUUAGU
Molecule: messenger RNA, 2262 nt
Organism: Thamnophis elegans (Western terrestrial garter snake)
Lineage: Eukaryota; Metazoa; Chordata; Lepidosauria; Squamata; Natricidae
Product: transmembrane protein 68-like
Exons: 6
Coding region: 1034-2008 (324 amino acids)
Cellular component (GO): membrane
Molecular function (GO): acyltransferase activity
Source: RefSeq, a predicted model, not a curated record